Molecule: messenger RNA, 1763 nt
Organism: Aspergillus saccharolyticus JOP 1030-1
Lineage: Eukaryota; Fungi; Ascomycota; Eurotiomycetes; Eurotiales; Aspergillaceae
Product: Zn(II)2Cys6 transcription factor
Exons: 4
Coding region: 117-1763 (548 amino acids)
Biological process (GO): positive regulation of transcription by RNA polymerase II
Cellular component (GO): nucleus
Molecular function (GO): zinc ion binding; DNA-binding transcription factor activity, RNA polymerase II-specific; transcription cis-regulatory region binding
Source: RefSeq, a predicted model, not a curated record
GUCCUCCCCCACCCCCAAAAGGCAUCAUUCCAUCUCCGCUCCAAUAGUUAAUCAAUCCAACUUAACUUCGAGCGUCACUUCUUCUCUCUGCCACAUACUUAUGAUGAGUUGAUACUAUGGCUGGAAACACACAAUCACUUCAAACGGGUCUGCACUCACCGCAGACCCAAUCACUGAUCGUCAGUAAGAGAAGAUGCAGGAGGGAAGGCGGGAAAUGGACACGCUCUGGCUGUCUAACAUGUAAACGUCGCCGAAAGAGAUGCGACGAAGCCAAGCCUGGGUGCCGUAGUUGUGCUAGAUUGGGGCUACAAUGUGAAGGAUAUGGUUCCAUAUGGGCGGAACCAUUGAAUCCGUCUACACAUUUCUUCAGUCAAGCGAAACCAGCAAAGCGAAGGAGACUUAGCACAUCGUCUUCCGUCUCUACAUCGCCCUCAAGCUCCUCGUGGCAACACUACAUACCAACCACUACCACGCCGUCAGAUUCUGGUGCCAGCGAUGCGUACUUGUUAAGUGCCGAUGACACUCCGGACAAGAUUGACCCGAUGCUAGAGUAUUCAUCCGUUGAGACUAGUAGUCUCGUCAUACUAGCACCCACGCCCUGUAGAAUUCUCAGUCAUUUGUCCCAAUCAGAAACGCACUAUCUCCAAUAUCAUAUGGAACUUGGCUCGAAGUUGCUCGCAAACCUGGAGAGCGCUGACAACCCUCUGCGAUGUUUAAUCAUCCCUCGGGCUCUGUCAUCUUCACUCCUCAUGAAAGCUUUGUGCGCAGUAUCAGCGGCACAUUAUGCGAAUCGGACAGCUGCCCAUUCGGAAGCUCAAACUGCUGCCACGGCGUAUUACAUCAACACCCUGAGUGGGCUGCAAUCCGUCUUCUCGAAACAUCCCGGUGGGAAAUUCCCAGAUGAAGCCAUUCUCGCAGUAGCUUUAUUAUGCAAAUACGAGAUUGUUCGUGGAAGCGUAAAGCAAUGGGUAGCGCAUUUGAACGCCCUACAGAGGCUAGUCAUUGUACGGGGUGGGUUCAGCGCUCUGAGUCAGGACACCCGGGAGUUCUUGGCGGGCUUCUAUAUCUAUGCUCACAAUGUGGCCAAAAUCUGUAAUCGCAAGCAGAUCACCUCGAGCAUGCUUGACAUGGAAGAUAUCAGGAUCACCAAGCUCGAUAUAUACAUUGGCUACGCAGAAGACCUUGUUAAAAUCUGUGCCAGGAUCGCAGAUCUGCCUUCUAUAAGCUAUGACCCUAUAGCCCUGGAUCUCGAGAUCCAUACAAUUGACUUAUUACUACGCGACUGGACUCAUCAGGACGUAGCAUAUAUCAUUCCCGAAGGCAUAACGGAAAUGAAUCUCAAUCGUCUCCGCAUGGUCGCAAAUUGUUUCCGUGAUGCAGCAUACAUCUAUCUCCAUUCUAUGCUCGAGAAGAUGAGUAAAGGCAUGAAGGCCACCUUCGCUACGGCAGCGUGGUCCGCGGUUAUUUCCAUGUCGAGGUCCGACGCUUUGCAGAAACUGCUAGACAGGAUCCGAACGGCGUCACCCCUUGAUGCGCACUGCGAAUACUCGGCUCUCACAUUUCCACUGCUCAUAGCAGGCUGUGAGAUCAGGACACGCGAGGACAAAGAGCUAGUCAUGACGUGCUUGACCAACCUCGAAGUCAACUUCGGAAUUGGCAAUGUGAAACGAGCAAAGGAGCUGCUACGAGCUCUAUGGAUGACUGAAGGUGUGCAUUGGUUGGAUUUGUUGGAGCAAUUACAGUGGGACCUCAUGCUUGCCUGA